AUGUCUGCUCUUAACUUCCGCAGUCGCAAAGAACAUGAGCCAACUAGUAAAACCAGCGCAGGAGGUGCGCGUUGGUUUUAUUUUUUAUAUUUCAAAUUAUAUUUCGAAGAUAUUCCACAGUUAACGAACAGCACAUCAAAUGUGUUAGAGAACGCCAGGACAAGAGAGAAAUUGCUGUUACUGCUGAAAGACUACGAUAAGUUCUCGUCGGAGGUGAGAGAUCACCGCACCACCAUCGCUGAGCUGGACUUCCUUCUGAAGCAGGUGCAAAAGGAGAUCAAGGGUCUUAAAGCGAAGGGCACUGGAUCUGAAUUGGAAUACGCCAAGACGCUGACCAAUCAGACGGUGAUCAGUCAACUGGAGAACCGACUGGACACCGCCAUGAAGAAGUUUAACUCCGUCAACAGCGACAACUACAAGAUGAGACUCGAGAUUGACAAACUGUUAAGGGACAGGCAAUUCUUUAAUUUGAUCUGGCGGAACCAAUUGAAACGUUUGAUGGACGGCAAGGCGCAGAUCCUGGAGCUGGUGGAGCAAGCUAUCAAUGCUUACGACCAGCGCGAGGAGUGGUGCACGAAACUGGACGCUCUCAAGGAGAAGGCUGCCAUCGAUUACAGGAAGCAUUGUAUGGCGAGUAUUAUGAUAUUAAUCCACAAAAAAAUUACACGUACUGACAAGGGUACGUCAGAUUAUACAAAACUGUCUUUCUCCACUCGAUUUAAAACUCCAUUGCGACAUAUUGUGGAAGUGCGAGAGCUUCAACGUCAGCUAGACCACAGCAUGAAGUUGGAAGAGUUCCUGAGAACUAAAGGAACGGUCAGACUAACCGCUGCCGACGCGAAGGCUGAAGCAAAACGUCUGGAGCAACAGGAGGAGGAGCUGAGGGCUUACAACAAUCACGUCACCAUCCUGGAAGCUAUUAAGGAGUUCACCGGUGAGGACGAUGUCGAUAAGCUGAUAACAGAGUUCACGCGUCGUGAGGAAGAGAACUAUGCACUGUUCAACUACAUCAAUGAGGUCAACACCGAACUGAAAAACCUUAGCGACAAUGUCAAGAUGCUGAAAGACAAUAUUGAGGAAGAACGCGCCAAACACCAAGCCAAGAUGUGUAAACAGCAGGACAGUAUAGAAUCUUUGAAAACGUCAUUGGAAGAGAAACGAGCUACUACUGUAGAACUACAGGCAACUCGUGACCGUAGCAGUGAAGUACUGGCGAAUCUUCUGCAGCAGAUCCAGGGCUUGGCCGUAACUGCAGACUGCAAUUCGUUGCCGUUGCUCAAGUUGCUCGGGAAAGCUUUCGACGUGAACGUCACCAACGCACGUCUUUACAUCAAGAGUUUGGAGAAGAAAAUCAUGGAGACUGUAGACAUCAUAAGGAUGGAUGAAGCGUUACAGCGAGCGAGCGAGAGCAAAGAGCGUACACCUCCCUCAUCUCGACGCCGCCCCAAGAAGAUAUUAUCAAACAGACAACGUCCAAGAGAACCAGUAUCCGCCCACGCUUGAUUACUAUGUUAU
This is a messenger RNA of Diatraea saccharalis (sugarcane borer), 1515 nucleotides long. Lineage: Eukaryota; Metazoa; Arthropoda; Insecta; Lepidoptera; Crambidae. The record is from the annotation of a GenBank genome assembly.